Messenger RNA from Aphidius gifuensis, 1231 nucleotides. RefSeq names its product rhomboid-related protein 3 (gene stet). Gene Ontology annotation, cellular component: membrane. The coding region runs from base 197 to 1231 and encodes 344 amino acids. The record is from RefSeq and is a predicted model, not a curated record. Gene Ontology annotation, molecular function: serine-type endopeptidase activity. The transcript is spliced from 10 exons. NCBI's taxonomy places the organism in Eukaryota, Metazoa, Arthropoda, Insecta, Hymenoptera, Braconidae.
UGUAAAUAUACUCGUCAGACCAUGUGUUGUUUAAUUAAAUAAAAAUUUAAGGUGUUUCUUUUUUUGUUAGACAAAAAAAAAAUUAAAUAGUUUUGUGAUAGUGGUUAUGCUGGUAUUAUCACGCUCGGUUGGAUCCCUCGCUUGGCUAACAAAGAAAAAAAUGCAGAAAAAAAUUGGCCGGUGACGAGCUGCAGUGAUGCUGUUGGCUCAAGGUACUUCAAUAGCGACGAUCGCCGGCGUCGUCGAAGAAGAGGAAUAUGCCAACAGUGAAACAAACAGUGGUCGUUAUGCUGGUUACUUAACUGAUCACACAGAUUUAGGAUCAGAUAUUGAUAUUGACGAAUCUGAAUACAGACGUCAAUUACUCAAUGACAAAUGGCGAAUGUUGUUUGAUCGAUUUGAUCCUGAAGGUUUUGGUGAAAUUCCUCGAAAUGAUUUUCUUCAAGCACUAACAAGUGCCGAAUGGAUUAAUGAAAUUCCAGCAAAUAAACGAGACAUAUUGUUAACUAGAGUAAAGGAGUCUCAUCUAAACUCUGUUACAUUUCAAGAUUUCGUCAAUGUGAUGAGUGGAAAGAGAACGAGAAGUUUCAAGUGUGCUGUUCAUCAUCGUGACAGAGAAGUUAGCUCAGAAAAUGAUUUUCAUUUAUUAAUUCAUGAACCACCCCUUUUCCACAAGAUGGUUCGUAUGAUUGGCGAUGAAUUUCUUACUGAAGAAAGGGACCGUAAAUAUUACGCAGAUCACUACACAUGUUGUCCACCGCCACUCUUCAUUAUCCUCAUUACACUUGUCGAGUUGGGUUUUUUCACAUAUUACACAGUUGCAAUGGGUGAAGUUAAUCCAUCUGGACCAGUACCAAUUGACAGUGUCUUCAUAUACAGACCAGAUAAACGUCUUGAACUUUGGAGGUUUGCAUUCUACAUGUUUCUUCAUGCUGGAUGGCUACACCUGCUUUUUAACCUGGGGGUACAGGUGGUCGUUGGACUUCCCCUUGAAAUGGUUCAUGGAAGCCUGAGGAUUGGUGCUGUCUACAUGGCUGGAGUUUUAGCUGGUUCACUUGGUACAUCAGUAUUUGAUACAGACGUUUAUCUAGUCGGUGCAAGUGGUGGUGUUUAUGCACUUUUAGCUGCUCAUCUUGCAAAUGUAUUAUUAAAUUACAAUAACAUGGAGUUUGGAAUUGUUCGACUUAUUGGUAUCUUUAUUAUUGGUAAUUUAUAUCAACUAUCUUCUUGA